This is a messenger RNA of Lodderomyces elongisporus, 1053 nucleotides long. RefSeq lists its product as uncharacterized. NCBI's taxonomy places the organism in Eukaryota, Fungi, Ascomycota, Pichiomycetes, Serinales, Debaryomycetaceae. The record is from RefSeq and is a predicted model, not a curated record. The transcript has a single exon. Bases 1 to 1053 code for a protein of 350 amino acids. Gene Ontology annotation, molecular function: S-adenosylmethionine-dependent methyltransferase activity.
AUGUCAACUUUCUCCAAAACAAACUUUAAAACGCUUAACUAUAACUCAUUUCGUCCUCAUUAUCCUCCAUCAUUUUACCAAAUCUUGGGAAAUUAUGUUGAAAAGCAUGAUGCAGGUUCUGCUUCUUCUGCCCUUGUUGCAGAGAAUCAGCUGCCCAUUGUUGAAAGGGCUAUUGACUUGGGUUGCGGCACAGGAGUCGCUACUUACCCAUUGCUUAACUUGGCGCGGGAUGUGAUUGGGUUAGAUUUAUCGCCACUGAUGAUUGAGACUGCAAACUCUUUGAUUGAAAAAAGGCUUGCGGAAUUGGGGAUAGAUGCAAACAAGUCGUCAAUUACUUUCAAGGCGGGUUCAGUUGAGGAUUUUGUGAAUAAGCAGGGCAGUGGCAUUGAAGCUGAGUCCGUUGAUUUGAUCACGGCUGCUCAAUGCAUACAUUGGUUUAAGGAUUAUGAUACGUUCUUUGAAAGCAGUGCAAAGUUGUUGAAAAAAGGCGGUACGUUGGCGUACUUUUACUACAUCGAUCCAAUGAUUGUAGACUUUUCGGGUCCAUCGAAAUUGGAUGUGGGCACCGACUUACCUUCCGAUUCCAAAAAAGACUCAGCUCUGCGCUCUCGUUUGAGUAAAAAUGAGCUAUUGCAAAAGGCUUAUGAAUUAUACAACAAGUAUGCCUAUGAUGACCCCAAGCUCAUUGGACCAUAUUGGGAACAGCCGGGUAGGUCAAUAUUGAAACAUUAUUGUGUUGAAGUAAACAAGAAGAUCCCCAAAAAACUAUACGCUGAUGUUGAAAUAGAAACGUUUACUGCAAGUGUGGAAACGCCAACUGCUAACUCUGAGAGAGAUUUGGAUUUGAAAAAAUUGGGCAUCUCUUUGCAGGAUUACUUGAAUUAUUUUUCAACAUAUAGUGGAUUUCAUAACUAUAAAGAAAAAACUGGUGAUGAAACAUUGCUCACCAAGGAUUUCCUUAACGAAUUGAUUGAAAUUACUGGUUGGGAUUUGGAAAAGACAAAAAUUGAUUUAGUAUGGAAUACUGGCUACACAUUUCUUCGCAAGAAAUAA